Molecule: messenger RNA, 2404 nt
Organism: Linum trigynum
Lineage: Eukaryota; Viridiplantae; Streptophyta; Magnoliopsida; Malpighiales; Linaceae
Source: the annotation of a GenBank genome assembly
CUACCAACUAAUGAUUUGUGGUUUGGUUAAUCAUUCCAAACCAUGGACAAUUACGUACGUUAAAGUCAAUCUAAUGAUCAUGGAUAACCGAGUAAUGUCGAUUGGAAUGAGAUGGUAGAGGUGAGCGACUUAGCAACCAUGUUUGACAAGAUAGUUAGAUAAUAGAACCCCAAUAAGUUGACAUUGUUGUAUUGUGAGAGGAUAAAAGUCACUAUACGUUGGAGAUAACGAUUAUCGUCUCAAAAAUUACAUAUUAAAAAGGCCAAGUUAAUGGCAUAUGGUUUUUAUUUUGAUUUUAUUUUAUUUAUCUACUAACUAUGAUAUAAUCUUUAUAACUAAUGAUAAUUUAAAUAUACAUUAUUACUUGUAGUUUGAUGGUAGAAAUACUAAUUAAGCACUAAAAAUAAUGUUUCAUGUACAAGUUUCAUUACAACCUACUAAUUUUAACUCUUUCUCCCACAUCCAAGAGUGUGCAGUGACACCCCCUUCCAACCCACUACCUCCGCCCCUGAAAGUACAUAUGAAUUCAUUAGACGACUCAAUACUCAUAUGACAUGACAGUUUUAUCAAAUUAUCCAACAAUUCUAACCAUUACCAUUCAUAAUCCAACACUCUCUCAAUCCCUAUUGUCUAACCAAAUGAAAAGUUAACUAAUUACAAGUGCCAAUUGUUCUGACAUUCACAAAAGAAGCUCUGCCGGGGUGCAAUUGUGGUCAUGUACUGAACACAGAACAAAACCCUGACCCAACCCGCCCCAAUCCUGCAAAUGCAGAUAAAGGGGAAAAAAAAAAAAGACAGAAACCAAUUUACAGUAAAAGUAACUAUAUAGUCCCUGCAUGCAUCUCUCAUAUGUUCAGGUGUACUUUUCUUCUUCUCCUUGUACAUUUCUCGUGACUAGGUUUGACGUGUGAUGCAUCCUCUUUUACUUCACCAGUUUUUGAAUAAAUCUGUAUAAAUGGUAUACUUUGUUUCCUCCUUCGAUUCAAGUGCUUCAUUUCACCAUUUACACUUCAGAGCCACAAAUGGGUUACAUGAUUUGAAGCCCAUCGCAGUUCAUUCAAAAUAAGGGACAAUAAAAAUGAGCUGAGAAAUCUGGGUAUACAUAAUAACUUGCAUGUCUACUUAUGAAUAAUUUAGGCCCCAAAAAUGUAAGAAGUGCACUGGGUCAGCAGCCCUAGCAUAGAUGAAAAGGCUAGGGUUUUAAUGAACACAUCAAACAAACAUAAAUCCACUAUAAGCCUAGGGGAAUCAGAUUGAAUGAGCCAAAUUUGCACCAACUGAAGACAAUUUGAAGAGUUUUCAGUACUACUGGGGAAAACCUUAGGGGUCGUUUGGAUGAGGAAUUGUACCAAAUUGUCUCGUUUGCCAGCAAAAAAUUUGGAUGGAUCAAUCUGCAUGAGGUAUUUGAAUUGAUCCGUUUUGAGUCGAUUUCAAUUACCUGGAGUGGGGCAGGUAAUUCGAAUUGACUCGUUUUAAUUGCGUCAUUUAUAAAACGAGACAAUUGACUCAUUUCUAGAUUGAUCCAUCCAAACGACUAAUUACAUCACAUAUAUGCAGAUGGAACACACAUAUAUGCAGAUGGAUAAACUGUAUAUAUAUGAUGAAUGAAAUGAAGGUUUAGUGGAUAAACCUUAACUAUAUUAGACUAGAAGGAAAUCCCAUAUAUGUAGGCUCAAAUCUCAACUCUUGGAAAGAGCACAGACAGCCGUACUAUAGCCUGCAGAUCUAGUCUAAUAAAAACACUAGAGAAACACGCAGGGAUUUUUUUUUUUUUGCACUUGUAUCUCCAUGGAAAGAGAAACAUAACAGCAAAGAGAUCGAAAACGAAAGGAAACACAACAAUUAGGAACAAACAACCCAUGAUAUAAUAUGAAUUACCUUCUGUCUAGGGUUUUGGAACUAGCUAGGGUUUGUUGGUGUGGUGUUUCUGAGAACAGAUCUGAAUCUGGGUUGGCUGGUUCGUGGAGCCAGCAACAGGUGAAACUGCCACAUGAUCUGAACUUUCCCUCAGGCUCAAGGGAAAGAGAGGAGAGAAAAGCUGAGAUCAUGCUGGCAGCUUCAACUGCUGAUAAUGGCGCACGCUGCAUCUCUGCUGAUGGAAUGAAGGCGCUUUAGUUUCUGGGGUGAGGACUGAGGAGGAACAGAGAAGCUAGGGAGAGAGGUUGGUGUAUAAAUAGAGAAGAAGAGGGAGAGGUGGCUAGGGAGGAGCCUGGAAAUAUGUGGGUGGGGAUGUAAGGUUUAUAUUUUUUUUUUCUUUUCUCUGGUUUUCGUUUAAAAUUGAUAAUAAUGAUGCAUGAUUCCUUCUAGCUAGGGUUUUCAAGUGAGGGAUAUUGGUUGGACGAGAAUAUGGGGAGAUGUGUGAGGGAAACCAAACGGUAAAAGAUAAUAAAGAUAGAGAUCGACA